AUGCCGACAUCGCUUCCAGACCCUGUCUUGGCCUUGUCCAUGGACAAUGUGCUCAAAAUGAAUGAUCUUAGCCUCGACCAACUUGCCAACCUCUGGAACGUCUUUACAAAGUGUGCUGAGUCUCUCGAAUCUGGUCGACGUCUCGAAAACCUCUCGUGGCGUCUGUGGUUCCGCGAAGCCCACAUCCUUCCUCCAGACACCUCGCUUUCCGACCUUACCGACUUUACCCCGCUCGACACGCCUCUCAUUAGCCGCGCCAACAGCAUCACCGGCAGCUACAGGCCCGUUCGUCUCUCGUCCACCACAACAGCUCGCUCCGGCAGUGCGCUUUCCGAUCCUGAAGACGGAAGCGAUUCUGACUACUCGACCGACAGCGAGAGUGGCAUUGCCUCACCCUGCGCAGCUCCGCUUCCGUCGGCGCCCGUCUCUUCUCCCGUCAAGAGGAAGAUCAAGUUGGAUCAAUCCAACCUCAGUCGAACAUCGACAUCAUCGUCAUCGGCCGCCACCACUGUCGCGUCUUCCACAACUGCGGUCGUUCCUCAGCGCGCAAGGAUCGCAGACAGCAUCGCAGAGCGCACUAGUCGAACCAUGAUCACAGCCUCGCGUCGCUCCAAUCUUGCCGAUAUGGAUCUCGAAGGAUCGCGACGCAAGCGUGGUAUCUCUUCCUCGUCCGCCUUUGGAAGCAAAGCGCGCGUCAAGCAGCGCAACCAGGAAGGAUCAUUGCGCCGACGUCCGCUCAGCUUCCAAACUGCGCUCGAGAAUCUUGUUCUGACAAGCCGCGCUGAUAAUUUUGCUUCGCUUCGUGGCACUCAGGGCAGCAUGCCUCACCUCGAUGUACACAUGAAUGCCAGCACAGGUGCAUUGGAUGCUCCUCGCAGACAAAUCGACCAGGGCAACGACGCCAAGCGAAACAGCGCGCCUGCCGAACUGAGUCCGAUUCAGAGCUCCAGCAUCGCCCAGGCCGCCCUUGCUACCCAAUUGCGAAAUGCACUCCAGCCACCUCCUGCUCAGAUGUCGACUACCCCCCUCUUUUCCACGGCUGUGCCCGCCGACGCUAUCGAGGUGCACUGUGACGCGCCAGAGACGUGUGGCCCUCUUUCUCCGGACAAGAUGACCGUAGCGUUGGCACCUACCAUCGGAGCCAUCUCCAGGCGUGGCUCACAGACAAUGUUGUCGGAUGCAAACAACUCUGGCCACAAGGAAGCCGCCGUCGCAUCAGCUCCUCAUCUUGAUCUUGACAACAAUGUCGAAGCCGACUCUGCCAAGAGGCUUGCUUCUUCGGCACAGCACCACAUGCCUCCCCCUUCAGGUGUUCUUGAGCCGACGCCCGCCGCAUCUGCCAUCAAGCAAAGAGCCAAGGCUGACCAGCAAGCGUCCACACUGGCGCAGAUCGACAAGGCGUCCACCGACGAUCAGCACCAUGGCACGCACGCAUCAUUGGGUAUGGUUCGCUCCGAUUCCGCUUCCAGCGCUUCAACACAAGCAUCACAUCGAUCAGCGGCCAAUGGCGCCGGUGUUCGCCGUACCAGCGAAGCUCGAAUCCGUUCGAGGCCAUCUGCCGGAGCACUUCACGCUGGAAAUCGAUCCAAGUCCUCGAGCGGCCUGCAUCGCGGUGCCAAGCACAGCAAGAGCUCGGACAGGAUCGCAGUCGCACCUGCGCGCCCUCCUCCUCGUCAUAACUUAUUCUCAGGGUUGGUCAUGACGCGAGCGGCUCCUGCACCCAAGCCCACCCAUGCCGUGGCGCGCAAGCCUGUGCCAGCCGAGACUCAAGCUCCCAAGUCGGCUGCAGCUGCCACCAAGAAGGUGCCCGUCAAGUUCACCAUGGGCGGCGAUGAGACUGAUUCAGAGGAGUACGAGGAUGAAAGCAGCGAUGAUACGAACGCAGCCAAACCAGUUUCUGCUCCCACUGCUACAGACGGUGAAAAGGACAGCAAAGCCAUCAAGUCCACGUCUGCCGAUGAGAUUGAUGACGACGACGAAUGGUCCAGCGACCCCGAAGCCGAGGAGCAAGAGCGUCGAGCCAAUCAAGCUGCUGAGGCCGAGCGUCGCAAGCGUGAGGAGGAGGAGCGUCACCGGAGCAUGUUCCAAAAGCAAGCGAUCCGCUCCAAGUCGGCCGCCGACCUUCGUUUGCUUGCCCCCAACGCUCUUAUCUCGACUGGACCAAGCCCACCUGAGCAGCCUGUGCGUGGUCUGCUCAGCUCACUCUUCCACCCCGAUGAACAGCACUCCCCUCCCGGUCAAUUGGCCGGCCGUCCGCACGCUUCGGCUGCCGACUUGAGGACCAAAUCUUCCUUCUCGUCCCAACCAACCGCUUCCGGGGCUGCCAGAUCUCCGCCAGCUGUGCGUCGCCCUCGGGCCCACCGAGACAGCAACGACAACACCAGCCAUGCGCCGCGAUCGUUGCGCGAAGGCGGAUUCGCCGGCCUCACGGGUCUGAAGACGAGCAAGAGUGCCGUAGCCCUGCCUUUGUUGGACACGCACAUCACGCGCUCCUCUACUGGUGGGGGCAAGGUCAAGCACGAUGAGCAGAGUGUUGCUGGCGGAAGCCACCAUUCGGAUGGCAGCGCCAGCAGCCCCGACUCGCCUGUAGCAGCUGCCUCGUUUGGUCGACCUGGAAGCAUGGCCUUGGCCCGCCUGCACGCUUUGACCAACAUGAAGGCACAUUCGAAGCGAAGCUCAACUGGCAAUGGUACUUCAGAAGAGCACACGGAGACGCGAUCUCACUUGCGCCGUCAAGGGUCCGAGGCUGCAGCGCAGUUUGAGCGCGAAGUAUCGUCGCGCUCGCUGCGUCUUGAAGUGAGCCCUGACGAUCGAGACUUUGCGAUUCCUUCACGUGCAUCGCAAUCCAACUUGGCUCACAGCCAGCUUCGUCAGUCGGCUCCAUCAUUGUCGUCGCGUCACUCGGAUCAGCAACACUUGCGCAGCUCAGAGCGUGACGUUCUCGGUUCUGGCUCGCGUUCCAACAGCGAAGGUUUGCCAAUGGGACAUGGCUCGAUGCAGCAAAGCGGCACCAGCAUGAACGGACCCGUCUCGAUCUCGCGUCCUCGCUCCUCGAUCAACUUGCCGGAGGCAGCAGCUCCGCAGACGCCCCGCACCACGCGACGCAACAUGCUUCGCGAUGAGCUUUCGGAAUCGCUCCGGCAAAACCUGCUUUGGGAGCGUCAGAGCCGCUCAAGGAUGCUGGGCCUCGGUGCUCCCAUGGCACCGAUCAAUCAGCCUCAGCCACAAGCCCCUGGUCAUCGCCGAGACAAUGUGCUGAACGGCAACGCAUUGCGACCGCUCACCAGCGCUGGCACAUCGAGAGCUGACCAGAGGAAUGAAGGCGAACCCAAGCCGAAGCGAUAUUCCGAAGAGUGGGGCAGCUUUCACCACAAGGGCUGGUGA
Messenger RNA from Mycosarcoma maydis (corn smut), 3384 nucleotides. RefSeq lists its product as uncharacterized. Gene Ontology annotation, cellular component: cytoplasm. Bases 1 to 3384 code for a protein of 1127 amino acids. Gene Ontology annotation, biological process: regulation of nitrogen utilization; mitochondria-nucleus signaling pathway; negative regulation of transcription by RNA polymerase II. The transcript has a single exon. The record is from RefSeq and is a predicted model, not a curated record. Lineage: Eukaryota; Fungi; Basidiomycota; Ustilaginomycetes; Ustilaginales.